ACAAGGUUCCGCUGGAAUGUCUACACCAAAAUCAUUCUUCGUAUCUUCCAAACUUGCUCGUUACUUAAAGCCUAACGGAGACUUUAAAAACAAAAUUUGAGAUCGCUUUCUCUUUCGCUUCUCCAUAGAUCUCUCUCCAUCGCAUUCGCAGCCCAAAAUACCAAAUUCGUCAGCUGAAAAUAAUGGCGGCUGUCGCCGUUCACCAGUUCGCUCAGUGCAUCACUUGCCAUGCUUGGAGUCCCGAUCAAUCCAUGGUAGCAUUUUGCCCAAAUAAUAAUGAGGUUCACAUCUAUAAAUUGUUGGAAGACAAGUGGGAGAAAGUUCAUGUUCUUCAGAAGCAUGAUCAAAUUGUUACUGGGAUAGACUGGAGUGGGAGGUCAAACAGAAUUGUUACUGUAUCUCAUGACCGGAAUUCAUAUGUUUGGAACCAAGAAGGAGCAGAGUGGGUACCGACUCUUGUCAUUCUUAGGCUCAAUCGAGCUGCACUUUGUGUUCAGUGGAGCCCCAGAGAAAACAAGUUUGCUGUUGGAAGUGGUGCUAAAACUGUGUGCAUAUGCUAUUAUGAGCAGGAGAAUAACUGGUGGGUUAGCAAACUUAUCAGGAAAAAACAUGAUUCCUCUGUCACAAGUGUUGCUUGGCAUCCUAAUAAUAUUUUACUUGCAACAACAUCUACAGAUGGAAAAUGCCGAGUAUUUUCCACAUUUAUCAAAGGUGUUGAUACAAGGGAAUCAAAAACAAGCUCUUCUUCAGAUUCAAAGUUUGGAGAGCAAAUUGUUCAGCUUGAUCUCUCAUUUUCAUGGGCAUUUGGUGUGAAGUGGUCACCAAGUGGCAAUACGUUGGCUUAUGUUGGUCAUAAUUCAAUGAUAUACUUUGUUGAUGAUGUUGGUCCUUCCCCUUUGGCCCAGAAUGUUGCAUUCCGUAAUUUGCCUCUUCGUGAUGUCCUAUUUGUUUCCGAGAAAAUGGUCAUAGGUGUGGGAUUUGACUGCAAUCCAAUGGUUUUUGCAGCAGAUGAUUCAGGAAUAUGGAGCUUUAUCAGAUUCCUUGGUGAAAGGAAAGCAUCUUCUUCAAGUUCAAAAUAUGGUUCUCAGUUUUCAGAAGCAUUUGGCAAACUAUACGGUCAAUCAAAGCAUGGAUUGAGCAAUGACACAGUCGAACCUUCAAGGGCGCAUGGAGUUGUUCAUGAGAAUUGCAUCAAUUGUAUUGUACCUCUGAGGAAAGAAGGACCCAGAACAAAGCGCUUCAGCACCUCAGGAUUGGACGGGAAAGUGGUCAUUUGGGAUUUGGAAAACCAAGAAGUUGUUUCUGAUUAUCUCUAAGACGUGGUUGGGGAAAUGUUUUUCCAGCCUACACGCCGCAGGAUGCAGAAACAGAAUGGUAGAGGAAUAUUGAACCAAGCGGAUGGAUCUGUAUAUUAGUUUGGUUGAGAGGAGUUGGAUCUGAUUCUGAAAUCUAAGAGGAGAAAAAUUGAUAUGGGCCCGGGAUAUUAGUUGACAACUCUGUGUAUAUCCCAACAUGUAAUAUAUGUGCCUUUCUGCAAGUGUUCUGUGUUUUGAAUUUCAUUACCACUUUUUGAAGAUUCGGAUAUAGCUCGAUUUUUUAAGUAAUGCAAAUUGAUCAAAAUAUCUAAUGUGUGUUUUUUCGUCAA
Messenger RNA from Theobroma cacao (cacao), 1645 nucleotides. Its product is annotated as actin-related protein 2/3 complex subunit 1A. NCBI's taxonomy places the organism in Eukaryota, Viridiplantae, Streptophyta, Magnoliopsida, Malvales, Malvaceae. Gene Ontology annotation, biological process: Arp2/3 complex-mediated actin nucleation. Gene Ontology annotation, molecular function: actin filament binding. The record is from RefSeq and is a predicted model, not a curated record. Gene Ontology annotation, cellular component: Arp2/3 protein complex; actin cytoskeleton.